Messenger RNA from Entelurus aequoreus (snake pipefish), 1333 nucleotides. Its product is annotated as homeobox protein Hox-A2a-like. Gene Ontology annotation, molecular function: DNA binding; DNA-binding transcription factor activity, RNA polymerase II-specific. The coding region runs from base 183 to 1289 and encodes 368 amino acids. The record is from RefSeq and is a predicted model, not a curated record. Gene Ontology annotation, biological process: regulation of DNA-templated transcription. The transcript is spliced from 2 exons. NCBI's taxonomy places the organism in Eukaryota, Metazoa, Chordata, Actinopteri, Syngnathiformes, Syngnathidae.
UGUGACAGGCCCGUCGGUGCAAAUUUCGAGCUGGCGUGCAUGAAUCCACUCCUUCCACGCAGCGCGGCCAUAAUCGGGGGGAAAGCCCAUCACGGGAUCCUUUUUUCGGGGAUGAUUUGUCCCCCCGGCCGCUGAGCUCGCUGGACUGGACAGUAACGCGCGCAGACGUUCCUGGGCUGGAGAUGAAUUACGAAUUCGAGCGAGAGAGCGGAUUUAUCAAUAGUCAGCCUUCGCUCGCUGAGUGCCUGACAUCUUUCCCCCCUGUCGCGGAUUCCUUUCAAAGUUCAUCAAUCAAGAGCUCGACACUGAUUCCCCCUCCCUUCGAGCAGACCAUCCCCAGCCUCAACCCGGGCAGCCACCCGCGUCACGGCCGGCCGAGGCACAGCCCGGACGGAUGCAGCCCGCUGCCCACCGCCUCGCUGCCCCCGGAGUACCCGUGGAUGCGGGAGAAGAAAGCCUCCAAGAGGAGCCACCUGCAGCCCACGACCACCGCGACCACCUUGUCCAAUGGACCCGUGUGCUUCUCCCCUAAAGGCUCGCCGGAGGUCGUGGACGUGGCUCCAGGCGGCUCCCGGCGCCUCAGGACCGCGUACACCAACACGCAGCUGCUGGAGCUGGAGAAGGAAUUCCACUUCAACAAGUAUCUGUGCCGACCCCGCCGGGUGGAGAUAGCGGCCCUGCUGGACCUGACCGAGCGCCAGGUCAAAGUCUGGUUCCAGAACCGGCGCAUGAAGCACAAGCGCCAGACGCAGACUAAGGAGAACCACAACGGGGACCGGAGCGGCGGCAGCGGCGGCGGCCGGGAAGAGGAGGAGGAGGAGGAGGAGGAAGGGGAGGACGCCAUGCGCUGCAGCGACGAGGACGACGAGGGCCCCCAGUUGUACGAGCAAAGCGGGGCCCUGCUGGAGAGAGACACCUUCUCCUUUCACAACAACAAUCUGGCUCCCACGCAGCUGCACGUCCACAAUAGCGGCUACGCCCCGACCCCGCUCCACAGCAAUGAGAAAAAUCUCAAACAUUUCCCCAACGCGGCUGCGGACUGCGCGGCAACAAUGGGCCCCGGCUCGGCAUCUGGGCCGGACAAUGGCGACUGCAGUCCCCCGGCCCUGGACGUUUCUAUACACGACUUCCAGGCCUUCUCGGCGGAUUCCUCAUGCCUGCAGCUCUCCGACGCCGCCUCGCCGAGCUUGUCGGAGUCCCUGGACAGUCCCGUGGACAUUUCCGCGGACACUUUCUACUUUUUCGCCGAGUCCCUGACGACGAUCGACCUGCAGAAUCUCAACUAUUAGCCGCGUUUGAUUUCUUGGUUGCAAACCUUUUUUUUUUUUUUUUU